UCCGCAGAUCUUAAAAAUUCCUUUAAAGUUUAUCUAUUCCAAAGACCAAAGCAAAACCAGAAAGGGGGGAGUGGAGAUAUGGACGCAAUUGAUUCAGUUUUCGAUCCGCUAAGAGAGUUCGCUAAGGAUAGCGUUCGUCUUGUCAAGAAAUGCCACAAGCCUGAUCAAAAAGAGUUUACGAAGGUGGCGUUUCGUACAGCGAUCGGAUUCGUGGUUAUGGGAUUUGUAGGGUUUUUCGUUAAGCUCAUCUUUAUCCCCAUUAACAAUAUUAUUGUUGGAUCUGGUUAGUCCAUAUGGAUCUUAUUACUGGCUUGCAGGAAGCGAGGCAAUCAGUGUGUAUUUUCAGCAUGAAGGCUAAAAAGAUAGAAUAACUGGAUGGCUAUAUCUGAAUUCAUUAAAGCAAUUCAAAUUCAGACAUGGGGGUUUUCUAGUUUUCUUUAUAUUCACUUUUGUUGGAAAUUUUGUUUUAGUUGUUGAAAUAAACACAACCAUUAUGACUUUUGGUCCAA
Molecule: messenger RNA, 509 nt
Organism: Hibiscus syriacus
Lineage: Eukaryota; Viridiplantae; Streptophyta; Magnoliopsida; Malvales; Malvaceae
Product: protein transport protein Sec61 subunit gamma-like
Exons: 3
Coding region: 79-288 (69 amino acids)
Biological process (GO): protein targeting; post-translational protein targeting to membrane, translocation
Cellular component (GO): Ssh1 translocon complex; membrane
Molecular function (GO): transmembrane protein transporter activity
Source: RefSeq, a predicted model, not a curated record